AUGAUAUUGCCAGCAGUCAUCGAGGGAUAUGACGUCUCCCGCAUAUUCAUAGAUGGAGGAAGCAGUUUAAAUCUCAUAUACGCGGACACAUUGCGAAAGAUGAACAUCUCGCUGGCUAACCUGUUACCAACAGAUACGCAUUUCCAUGGCAUUGCACCUGAGAAGCCAAAUUAUCCCUUAGGCAAGAUUGCACUCGAUGUUCAGUUCGGAACAAGAGAAAAUUUCAGAAAGGAGAGGCUGGAGUUUGAAGUCAUUGACUGGCCAUCGCAAUAUCACGCCCUCUUGGGACGACCCGCAUAUGCCAGGUUUAUGGCUGUGCCGCAUUACACGUAUCUGUUAUGGAGGAUCCCUGGACCUAAGGGCCCAAUAACAGUCAAAGGAAGUUUCGCUCUGACGGAUAAAUGCGACAAGGACUUUCAUAAGCUUUCUGAGGCAUUCAGAAUGCAAGCUGAAUAUGAGGCAUCGAAGUUAACCACUGAUCAUGAUGUGUUACCAGACGGGGGUAGAUCCUUGCAGGAGCAAGCUUUCGACACCUCCAAGGAUUCAAAUGAAGUACAGAUCCACCCGACGGAUCCUAAAAAGAUGACAUCAAUCGCUACCAACAUGGAUAGCGCAUAG
Molecule: messenger RNA, 618 nt
Organism: Lolium perenne
Lineage: Eukaryota; Viridiplantae; Streptophyta; Magnoliopsida; Poales; Poaceae
Source: RefSeq, a predicted model, not a curated record